AAAUACAAACAUAUGAUAUAAAUAAGAGUGCCUCUAAUAAUCGUCACAAAUUGCCGAAACCACAACUUCAAUAAAUAAAAAUGAUAGAGGCACCGACGUGGAACUCCAAAAAGGAUGAAGGCAUCUAUAAGGCCGCAGGUGCUAUGCAUCUGCGGAAGUACGGAGAGUUCUUUGAGAAUCUGGUGGAAAAGUCCUGGAAGGGUGAUUCAACAUUAGAGUAUAUUAUAGAAGGUCCUCUACGUCUAGUCUACAAAUCGACAGAAGAUAUUGGCAUCCUGUCCUUGGUGGAAAUGGAGAACAAAGUUCUGUCAAAGCUGCUGGCAGCGAUAGCAGGAACGUGCAGAGAAAUCAGAUUGCUGAAAGUGGAAGCUGCUAGUUUUUAUGCAAAGCUCUUCGCUCAUGGAGAAAGGUGUAUGGACGACGAUCUUAUUGGUGUGACCAAAUUAUUGUCGGAUCUCCUAGAUCUAUCCGUUUUUACCAAUCGAAUGUCAGCUGUCGUACACUUGACCACCCAACAAUUGUCAAGUCUAUCCGGUGCCGUCCAUGAAAUCUAUUUACCCGUAUUGCUGGAAGGCUUCAUAGAUCUAUUUGUUAUCCUUGUAACUCUCGACGAGAUCGUCGACGCUCAACCAGUAGUAUUGGAUCAGUGGAAGAAGUACAGGAUACACGUUCGCUCUAUGAUGCAUAAUCCAUCGCAGUUUAAUGUCACCAAGACAAAACUGGAGACGUUUGAUCAUCUACUCAAAGAUCUGCAGGAGAAAUUGCUACGAAAGAAUAUGUUUCUAAAGGCGAUCGAGCAUGUGAUGGAUGUAAAUAAGGGUUCAGUUAUGAGCGAACAGAUCAUCAGUUACCUGAAAAAUAUGAUUACGGAUGUGGAGAGCAAAUCCAACGACUGUGCUGCGUUGAACAAGAACUGGAUAAGAGCCAACGUCGGCGUCGCUGUGGUGAUAAAACUGUUCGGUGCUUGCGACAAGAAGCUGAUCAAAAGGGUGCUGGAGGCCAAUAAAAAAUUCUACGCGGUCACGUUGGUGGGAAAUGUAAUGUGGGUGCCUAGCAAGUUCCUCAGCAACGUCGUGCCAAAGGAAACUGGCAACGCCAUAAGCUCACAAAUAGGUGAAAAGAUUCUGCAGGCGAGAACUCUAAGAUUGUCUGUCACGGUGAACAAUCUGAUACAACGAGGGACGACUUGGUGCGUGGAGAUGCAGAGUAUCCUUACAAGGACCAAUCUCCAGGUAUCAGACAUCGGACAAAAGCGUACGCUGCUGACGGAUUUGUUAGCUUUGCUGUCUCAGAUGCGAGAGACUGUUGCAUUUGUGACGAAUCUGCACGCUUUGCUGUCGAAACCGAUGAGUCGUGGCACAGUACAACUAAUUUGCAGACUCGUGGAGUUGCAGAAGUCCCUGCAGACGACGUUCUACGCACUCGGGCCGGUCGUAGUGCAAUCGCAGGCGCAAGUACUGCAAUAUCUAGCUUACUACGUGCUAGUUAUGCUGGAGACAGCGCGAAAGGCUCUUGUUCAGAGGGACAAAAGUUACAGCAGGGACCGCUUAGAUGCGCUAUCACUGAUAGGACUGAGUAUGCGGCUGAUAAGUGGUCCAGCGAGUGCAGAUAGACGACUGAUAGUGCGUUGCGCGUUAGCGUGCGCCACUCAGCUGACUGAUACCUUCCGUGAAGAAGAUGUGGUAAAACUACGAUUUCUGCUGGAUAGUUACGAUGCCGUGGCCGAGUUGUACGAACUAGUCGACGAACACAGCGACUAUUCGCUGCUGCUGCAUCAUCAGAACAUGCUCCCCGCCUAUCUCUCUUCGGUCGUUGACAGCAAUACCGGUGUUUACCAUAUUACACAUCUGUUCGCCGCCUUCAACAGCGCCAUGAGCGAGCAGGAAUUCGCUGAGCUGAAAGUAAAACGCAUUGCGGAACUCCGGGAGAGCCUGGUGAAGAGUGUAUUAAAACCGGCCUGCCACGAAAUUGAGACUAGCCUACGGCUGCACGUACAUGCUCAUCUUAAACUGGAUUCCACGAAUCCCUUUAAUAUUGGCGCGAAAGACGGUAGCAGGGUGGUACGAGUCCCGUCGUUGCCUUUGGCCGAAAACAUGGUUUGUACAAAGAGAUUUGUCGAGCAUUACCUGGACGAUAUGUUUUACAAUUUGACGACAGUGGCCCUACACGAUUGGGGGACUUAGGACACGGUGCAGGACCAUCUGCCGACGCAGACUCUCGAACAGGGUCUGGACGCUCUAGAGAUAAUGCGUAACAUCCAUGUAUUCGUUUCCAGAUACCUGUACAAUCUGAACACGCAAACGUUCGUGGAACACAGCAGCGGCAACAAACAUCUAAACACCAUCGGUAUCCGGCAUAUCGCUAAUUCAAUUCGCACCCAUGGCAUCGGUAUCAUGAGCACCACGGUAAACUUCGUUUAUCAGUUUCUGCGAGUAAAGCUGCACACCUUCUCGCAGUUCCUCUUCGAUGAACACAUCAAGUCGCGGUUGAUGCGCGACAUUAGAUUCGUCCGAGCACAACGAGAAGCAGGCGCCGCUCCAUACACAUACGAACGAGCGGAGAAAUUCCAAAAGGGUAUCCGGAAACUAGGGAUGACUGCCGAUGGGUUGAGUUAUCUGGAUCAAUUUCGUCAGCUGAUCACGCAAAUCGGCAACGCACUCGGCUAUGUGCGGUUGAUUCGCUCCGGUGGUCUCCAUGCCAGCUCUAACGCAAUAUCUUUCCUGCCAGAUAUCGAGAAAACAGUGCCAUUCGAAUCGCUCUGUCAUGGACUAAAUUAUAGCACCACGACACAAGCUGCAGCCAGACGGUUGGAGAACGACAUCGCUGAUCUGGUACGUAACUUCACCGAGGGUAUUCAAUAUUUCAAGUUGCUAGUCGACGUGUUCGCAUCGGAUUACGCCAUCGUGCCGCCACUAACGCUUAGCUUCGUCGACAAUUCUGUAUCCAAUAAGGAGAAGAUGUUUAAGAAGAACCAGACUGACGCAGCUUUCACUGAUGAUGGCUUCGCCAUGGGUAUUGCCUACAUCAACGCACUGCUCGAUCAGAGCGUUGAAUUGGAUGGCCUUCAUUGGUUCAAAACGGUUGAACAGCACAUCGCCCAGGAAAAGCUUGCAGCCAAACGCAAGGACGACCACGGCGAUGAGAAGCUUCAACAAACCAGGGCGCUUACUCUCAAACGUCUCAAUGAAAGAAACGCCGAGUUCCAAUUGUUGUACUAUAGUCUCUCUGGUGCUAGAGUGUUCUUCAAGCAACCUGAUACGUAACACAAGACAAUCUGCUCAUUUUGAUAUUACGAUAUUGUGCUCUUGGGUCAGUUAUCCAAGUCGAUUUCAUGAUUACUAGGAGAGAAGUGGUUAGCACAAAUCACGGCGAUUUAGAUAAAUGUGCUUGAAAACCAUUUCUUCCCUAAUUUUUGAAUGCAAGUGAAAUUUUGAAUAAAUAUAAUCCUCAUUCCAGCUCUUCCAAUUUAUUCUCAUACGUGUUUGUCAUCAUAGCACAUGUUGUAAAUUACUUAGACUGUCUACAAUCACUUUUAUAAAUAUUUUCUACAUUCACACGAUAUCGUUACAAUAACAGAGCUUUGUUCAAUAAAUAAUGGCUAGACUGAAUGACUAGGUUUUACGUCUAAAAGAGGUGCAAUUAUUACUUGCAAUCGCAAGUAGAAUCGAAAGAAUAAAUGAAUGAAGGCAUCUAAUAUUCGUGUAGUGUUUCAAAUUUUGAAUUUAGCAAAUUAUCUAGAAUAAUGCAAGAUUUCACGAAAAUAUAACAUAAACCUUCACCCAUUUUUCAUCUCUAUCUUAACGAAUCAAUUGUUUAUCUUACCAGAUCAGACCUCCAUCUUCUCGAAAAUCGGAUUUUUAAAAGAAUCACAUUUUCUUUCCAAUCCAGAUCGAUGUUGCGCUUUUUUAAAUUUUCAAUAAACUAUCGUGCCUAAUUAACAUUGACGCACUAUCGGCGUACGAUGCACAUGAACAUA
Molecule: messenger RNA, 3976 nt
Organism: Mycetomoellerius zeteki
Lineage: Eukaryota; Metazoa; Arthropoda; Insecta; Hymenoptera; Formicidae
Gene: SWIP
Product: strumpellin and WASH-interacting protein
Biological process (GO): endosome organization; endosomal transport
Cellular component (GO): endosome; WASH complex
Source: RefSeq, a predicted model, not a curated record